Chaetomium fimeti is the source of this 1744-nucleotide messenger RNA. RefSeq lists its product as uncharacterized. The record is from RefSeq and is a predicted model, not a curated record. The coding region runs from base 347 to 1567 and encodes 406 amino acids. NCBI's taxonomy places the organism in Eukaryota, Fungi, Ascomycota, Sordariomycetes, Sordariales, Chaetomiaceae. The transcript is spliced from 4 exons.
GCCGUUACGGCACAGGCUCUCCCUUCGAGAAUGGUAACACCAUCGAUGAUCGAGCACACCAAUUCACCGAGAUCCCGUUUCAACAGAUGCGGCGUUUAAUAAUGACCGACAUACGAAUAGAAGUUUGCGUCCCCAAAUUCUGGCGGCAUGCACGUCUUCCCGAGCAUCACUUGACUGACAAGUGAGCCCCUCUCCUUUGCGUUUGUCUGCUUAUCUCGUCGCUUCGGUGACUUAUUGCCCGCUUCCGUCUCUUCUUGUUUCCCUUCUCUACCUCGCCGGGUUCGCCCUUUUAGCUUAGUCUUUCACUUGAACUUCCCAACGCGAAAACCAACCGCGGCCCAGCACAAUGUCUUCCUCGGGGGCUUGGGGCCCGGUACCGCCUGGGGUGGACCUCACGGAACACCAGAGCGCGGACAUCAUCGGCUCCGUCGUGGCCGUUAUGGUCCUUGGCCUGGCUGCCGUUGUCAUGCGAUUGUUCGUCCGGCUCACGCAUAGAGGUCCUGGGCUUGCUGAGGACGACUAUGUCAUCGUAUUUGCAGCGAUCUGUGGCGUGGGUACCGCCGUGUGCUGCCUCAUCAGUAUCCCAUGGGGUGGUGGAAAACACCUCUGGGUGGUGACCUUUGACGAGUUCACCAAGCUGUACCAGACGACAUAUGCUUUCGUCAUCGUCUACAUUACUUGUAUCUCAGCCACCAAAGUGUCCAUUAUGCUAUUCUACCGCCGCAUGUUCGGCAAGGGCAUCAUCUGGAACAUCGUCUUCGGACUGACUGUCUGCCACUGGCUAGAGGUCACCAUCACCUGGCUGUCAGGUUGCCGGCCGGUGGACUACUACUGGAAGCAGUACACCGACCCAACAGCCGUCGGGACCUGCAUUGACGCGUCUCUGUUCUACUUCAUCAACGGCAUCAUCGGCCUGUUCAUUGACGUCUCCAUCCUGCUCGUUCCCAUCCCCACCAUCGUCAAACUCAAGAUGCCCCCCACCAAGAAACUCUUCGUCGGCGGCAUCCUGCUCCUCGGUGGUUUCGUCUGCAUCGCCUCGGCAGUGCGCAUCGUCAUGAUGGACCAGCUCGUCAAAUCCCCCGACUUCACCUGGGCCAUGUCCAAGGUCUUCAUCUGGUCGUGCUGCGAGCCCUUCAUCGGGAUCGUGUGCGCCUGCCUGCCGACCUAUGCGCCGCUCGUGCGCAAGUGGUGGUCCGUGGCGAAGGGCGUCUCGCACGGCAACUCGAGCAGUGGCGGGAGCAGUGGGCUGGCGCAUAAGGGGUAUUUUCGGGAGAGGGCUGGGGAUGUGGAGGCGGGUGCGUUUGGUGGUGCGCAGGUGAAGAAGGGGCCGCUGGUGCAGGUCGCGGAUGUUCAUCGGCCUGCGAGGAGGGAGUGGGGGUUGCAUGGGUUGGGGAGUGCGGAGACGACGGUGAGGGGAGAGGAUGAGAUUGAGUUGACGGUGGAUGUUUCUGGGCGGGAGGUGAGUACCAGUGGUUCGGGGGAGAAGGCGAGUGAGGAGGAGCGGGCGUAUCGGAAUGAGAUUAUGGUGAGGAAGGACUUUUCUUGGGUCAGCACGGGGAGUGCAUGAGAUGGUGGUUGGUUUUUGUUUUUGUUUUUGUAUGACUGGAUGGGUUGGGGAGAUGUGCUAUGUGUACGACUUGUAUGUAUGGGGGUACCGGGGCGGUGUUGUGAGUUUGGGUCUGGAUGUAUCAUGUACCUGUACUGGUUUCAUAACUUUUUUGUUUAUCGAGUGGUUCUCAGUUGA